CAAAUAUAGCGGGAAAGAAAGAGAGAGAGGCAGAUGAAGAGAUAAAUAUACAUAUAGAGAGAGGGAUAGGUAGAGAAAGCUAGACCGACAGGCAGCGAUAGAAAGACAGAGAGAGAGAGAGGGGGAGGAGGGUGUCUAAUGCUGAAGCAAGUCAGUUUCUGCUGUGCCACCACCAAAGCCAGUCUCUGGCAUUCUGGAGUUCUUCACAGACACUGUUGGUUGGGGUUCGUUUACCGACUGUUUUGACACCGACUUACACUCAUAUACACACACAUACACACGCACACACACACACACGCAUACACACAUAUAUACACACAUGUAUCUAUAUACGCAUAGACAUUUAAAUAUUGCGGUAGAUAGGCAUACAUAAUAACGUAGAUAUAUACACAUACUGUACAUAGAAAAACAAACGGAUUAUAUAUACAGAUAUAUAUAUAAACAUAUAUACAAAUACCGCGUAUGUAUAUAGAUAUACGCACGGCUCUGUACAAUAACAAACACUAUUCACAAUAACAGCCUCUCUCUCUCUCUAUAUAUAUAUAUACAUGUAUGUAUAUACAUACAUAUAUAUAUACACAUGCAAACACACAUACAUAGCAAUUAUAUGACCAUAUAAACAGAACGCACGCACACAUACACGCAAGUAUACACAUGCACACACGUACAUAAACCAACAUUUAUAUAUAUAUAUAUAUAUAUAUAUAUAUACACAUACAUUUAUAUGAACACACACGUUCAUAUAAACACACACACUAGAGUACACACGCCGUGUUUGUUGUUGUAGUGGUUUUAUGCGCGUACACACACGUAUGCAUACACCACACACACACACCACACACGUUAACAACAACAGCAACACCUGAGUGUCACCUGCACCUCGUUAAUUGACGGCUUCACACUCACACACACACACGUAUAGAUAUACACAUAUAUAUACACACAAACAUACACAUGUAUAUACGCGUCACAACAUCUAUACCCACGGAUCCUAUUGUCAUGGGGACGCCCGACGCUGCUGUCCUUGUUUCACUUCGGAGCCGCCGGAAAUUUAGCUGGUCAUCACCACUGUUAUCAUCAUCAUCAUCAUCAUCGUUAUUAUCAUCAUCUUCAUCAUUGUCAUCGUCUUCGUCGUCAGCAUCACCAUCAUCAUCAUCAUCAUUAGUCUCAUCAACACCAGCGUCGACGUUGUCCGCGUCGUCGCCCUUAAACAUGCAUUAUCAAUAUAAAAACAACAGCAAAAACAACCACCACCACCACCACGACAACAACAACCACAAUAACAAACGCCAAAUUUCUCAACACAAAACCCAAUAUGACUGCAAGCAACAACAACAACAACAACAAACACAACCUCACCAACACCAAAGUUACCACUGUCAAGGCUUCUACCCAAACUGGAGGAAAUACCCGCUUACUUUAAACGGUUGGAGACAGCUGGGGUGGUUACCUACCACCUGGUUAUUAUUAUUAUUACUGUUCUCAUUAAGCACACCUGUAUUUAUUACACCUUGUACCGCAAUGGACCUACUCGAUAAGGUACAAACAAAGGAGAAUCUCCAAGAGAUUUCCCAAAAGUUAUCAAAGGAAUUUCUAACACGAAUGCUCCAAGCUAAAAACAUAACGGCCUUUCUACCGUCAAACAAAGCUUUUCAAAACUUCAAGCCCGAAAAAUAUGGCUUCCCGUCAGUCUUGGACUACGAUUCUUUGAGAACGAUAAUGAACUAUCACAUAGUGAACGGGAUUAUCACAAAAUGGCGAAUACGUACAAACAAUUUCGCGAUAUCAAAAGCGGGAACCAAAGUGUAUUUCAACAAUUACGAAGCCAUGACAGACAUGUACUACAUGAAUGGUGCUGCACUGUUGGAGACUGAUAUUGUAGCAGACAAUGGAGUUUUACACGUGAUCGACAAAAUAGUUGUUCCAGUUGGCAGCAAUAAGACUUUGGCGCAGUACCAUAAACAUCCCGAUCUAAACAGUUUAUCAUUUGAUUCCAUCAACGAGGCAGCCACAGUUCUUCCCGACAUGAUUAAUCAUAACAGUACCGAUGCGUACUUUACAGCCUUCUCGCCUAACGAUUCAUACCUUAAUUCGAUGCCAAACUUUGCGAAGAAUCUAUUAUAUAGCAACAAAACCUUGCUUCAAAACGUUUUCAGAGCUCACAUUAUACUGGGGGACGUCUAUUUUUUGCCCACCUACGGAAAAAUGCAUUCUUUGUUACCCAUGGAAGGAAAAUUAAAAUUUACAAGAGCAUCAGAAAAGAUUUAUGUGUCGAAUAAUAAAGUAAGAGCGGAAAUCAUCCUGGCCAAUAUUCCAAUUGCUAAUGGGGUAAUACAUAUUAUUGACAAUCUGCUCUAUUAUACUUAUCAAAAUAUCAUGCAGAAAAUCCAGUCAAUGCCAGAAACAAGGUCAGUGGCUCAACUAUUUAAUCACAUGCUGAAACCGUACCGCAGUAUGUUAAGGAAUCCAAAACGCACUAUGACAGUUUUUGUUCCUACCGACGAAGCACUUUCCCGAUUGCCGCUGAAGCAACAAAGUAUGCUUAAAAACAAUUGGACACUGCUGACGGAGAUAUUAUCUCGUCAUAUCAUUCCGGACGUUGAAUGGAGCCCAGAAAACCUGCGAGGUGAAAGAGUGCAUUACAAUUUAAAAAAUUCAACUAUAAGAGCUCUGGGGUUUAAAAAUGGCGAAGAUACUUACGUUGAAGGUGGCGCGACUUGGGUGAAAAUCGUCCAGUCAGAUGUAGGUUGUAUAAACGGUGUGAUUCAUUUGAUAACCAAUUUCAUGUUCUAUAAGAACUUUACGUUAUGGGAAGCUAUAAGAGACAUGCCAAAACUAAGCCACGCGGCUGGUUACAUUAGCAGAUACCCGGAGAUUCGGUCUUUACUAUCAAGAGCAGGUUCCACCCCACUUACCAUAUUCCUGCCAAAUGAUGAUUCUCUUUCAACAAUUCCUUCAAGAACAAAACAGAAAUUUGCUUUAAACCAAACAUUUUUAAACCAGGCCUUGCAGGGCCAUCUAGCGAUUGGUCAAGAAAUCAGUUCGGUAAACAUCACCAAUUCUUUUGAGGUUGUGACCCAACUUGGUGAAAUCCUCAAGUUGUGGAAGUCAAAUGGAGCAAUUUACGUCAAAGGUGGCCAUAUUACAGCCCGGGUAAUAGUUUCCGAUAUUUGGUGUGUGAACGGGCUUCUGCAUAUCAUUGACAACUUACUCUACCUGCCAACACGGAACAUAUACGAAGAAAUAUCAAGAUUUGAUGAUCUUAGGUAAGUUACUUUCAGUGAUUUUCUUACCUGUGCCUUGUAAUUAUUUAGAACGCAACAACCUCGCGGGUGAUACGUUCCAAAACCCGCCACAAUAGGUGAAAAUCCGCGAAGCAGAAACAGUACUGUACUGUGUAUAAAUACCGAAACAAGUAAAGGAAUAAAAGAAUAUGUAAGGGUUUAUAUAUAUAUAUACGACGGGCUUCUUUCAUUUUCCGUCUAAUAUAUCCACUCACAAGGGUUUAUUCGGGCCGAGGCUAUAGUAGACACGACACUUGCCUUAGGUGCCACG
Octopus bimaculoides (California two-spot octopus) is the source of this 3555-nucleotide messenger RNA. RefSeq names its product periostin. Gene Ontology annotation, biological process: cell adhesion; extracellular matrix organization. Gene Ontology annotation, cellular component: extracellular matrix. The record is from RefSeq and is a predicted model, not a curated record. Lineage: Eukaryota; Metazoa; Mollusca; Cephalopoda; Octopoda; Octopodidae. Gene Ontology annotation, molecular function: cell adhesion molecule binding.